CCGAGACGAGUCUUGACAGCCGAUUUUUUUAUAUCGAGGAAGUCAGGCCUUUGAUAAGGACUAGUGUACGUGAUUGUCCUCAGGGAAAUUCCUUCGGAGAAGGAAUUUUGAACGGGAGGGACAGGGCCUUCGAUAGGUACGAGCGCAAGCGCCGGGCGGUUCUCUUCAGCGUCGUGGGGGUGCGGUUGUUACCAUGGAUCCCAGUGUACUCGCCAACAUGGAUAAGGACGCACUGAAAAAGCAGAUCGAGAACAUGAAGUACCAAGCUACGAUGGAACGGUGGCCGUUGUCGAAGAGCAUCGCCGCGAUGCGAGAGUACGUCGAGGAGAACGAGAAGAGCGACCCCUUGAUCCACGCGCCGGACAAGAAGAACAACCCCUGGGCCGAGAAGGGAAAAUGCGUCAUCAUGUAGACCCAUUAAGGACGAGAGAUAAGGAGGAGGAAAUCAGGGAAUCGGGAAGGACCACCUUGGCAGGAGGAAGGAGCCAUUUUUUGGCUCUCUCGAGCCAAAGCCACACAGAGGAGAGGAUUUUCCAGGCAUCGCCGUGCACCGGGUGGAAUUAACCACGAAAGAGAGAAAAAGAACUAAAACGGAGAAUGGAACUUCAAGUAACAGGAGGGAGAACCAAGAAAGAAAAGGAGAAUCAUGGAGAACCGAGCCAGAAAGUGCCAAAACGAGAUGGCGAGUCCUUGAAUGAAUAUUUUUUCAGGAUUCGUCCUCGACCUGGACUCCUUCAAGUGUGGCUUCGGUCUCGAACAUCGUACUCGAUAAUUAACAUUUAACAAGUACCACCUAACGAUUGACACUUAGGAUUUAAUAUUUAAUAUUUAAUAUUUAAUACUUAAUUCUCAAUACCAAAUAAUUAACUUGGCGACCCUCGACUCGUCGUCUUAACAAUUUUCGCCCCUCUCGCUCACAUCUUCCUCUCUUUUUAAUUCUGGAUAAAUAACCAUAAAAAUGGAGAAUGAAACACGUGCAUAGGAACUGGAUAUUGAUUUGUCCCAUAAGUUCACGAACGAACAUUUUUCUAAGUGCAUUUUCACCGUGGACAAUGAUAUGCUUGUCAAAACCAUCAGAUAGAUAACCGUAGAUAACCAAAAGUGAGAAUACAUUAUUAGUUAAGAGAGUUUCAUUUAAGAAAAAAACAAUUGUAUGAUCUUUACAAAAUUUACUCUCGAACUUAUGAGACAGCUCUUAAGAAUAUGCUCGCACUUUUGACAUGUCAUAAUUUCCAAGUGGUCUGUAAUCGACCAUACACUUUCAUGUUCAUCGUUAUCGUCCUCUCUAUCGAUUUCUUACGGGAAGAAAUAUAAAUAUAAAUAUAAAUAUAGAUACAUUGUAACCUCUCUGAAGAGGAGGAAACCUUUUCAUGGGGUGAUAAGGUUAUCACCAUGUGAAUCGGCGAACGUACUCUCGUUUUGUACCAUGUAUAAUCGGUAUACACCUGUAAAAGGUAACUCGGUUCCGUUCUGAUACCAUCUCGACGAUUCUGAAUUUCGUGGGGACCCGAAACGAUAUAAAAACUCUAUGGGGAAAAAGCGAACCCCCACUCGGCGUUUUUAUUUCUCUUUAUCCAUUAAUCUCGUUAUCAGCGAAUCGGCGUAAAUAAUUUCGAUAUCAUGUACGGUUCGCUGUAACCUUUCAGCUAACGAUCGCAUUUUUAUCUCACACUCGCGUUUCGUUUCCUGUAUCGCCGGCCACGUUUAAUAAAUGCGGAA
Molecule: messenger RNA, 1719 nt
Organism: Orussus abietinus
Lineage: Eukaryota; Metazoa; Arthropoda; Insecta; Hymenoptera; Orussidae
Gene: Ggamma30A
Product: guanine nucleotide-binding protein subunit gamma-e
Exons: 3
Coding region: 194-412 (72 amino acids)
Biological process (GO): sensory perception of taste; phospholipase C-activating G protein-coupled receptor signaling pathway
Cellular component (GO): heterotrimeric G-protein complex
Molecular function (GO): G-protein beta-subunit binding
Source: RefSeq, a predicted model, not a curated record